Messenger RNA from Xyrichtys novacula (pearly razorfish), 9174 nucleotides. NCBI's taxonomy places the organism in Eukaryota, Metazoa, Chordata, Actinopteri, Labriformes, Labridae. The record is from the annotation of a GenBank genome assembly.
GAAAGCUCCGGGCGCACUCCACCAAAGCGCUGUCUCCUCACUCUUAGCAAACACUAAGCCCUCUGCGCGUAAAGAUGCCGCUUUCUAGCAGCUCCACGUCCUCCACGAAGAGCAUCCGCAGAGCUGCAUCCGAGCUCGAAAGGUCUGACUCCAUCCAGGUAAGAAAGUUAGGUCUAUUUUUGUCAAAUGUCUUUAUCGUGUUCAGGGAAACAAACGAGGGCACAUCGCGCGUAAUGCUUGGGCACGGGACAAUUACGCAGCAGUUGAUGCACACCAGAUCACAGCAAUAUCUAAAGUAAAGAUAGCAAACCACAUUUUAUAUCAGCUUUAUUAUGUACCGUGGCAGCUACUUAGUCUUAGCUAUGUCGUAGGUUUACCUCGACUGCGUAGGUGUUCUAAUGCGCAUUUGGAGAUGUAAAGCGCUGGCAUCAAAUAUCCAAAGAGAUGACCAGAAGGUAAGAAAAUUUGGUGUCAUCUUUCUCUGAUGCUAUGCCCACGUGUCCUGGCAGCUUUAGAAACAAAUGCAAUCCACUAACUGCGAUGUCUCUUUCGGUACAGUCUCAAAGAUUCCUCGGCAGGCGGCAGAGCUUAAUCGAAGACGCGCGCAAAGAGAGGGAAGCCGCCGCUGCAGCGGCAGAGGCGGCGGAGGCAAGUGAGCAGAUUGUGUUCGAGGAGGACGAUGGCAAAGCGCUGCUCAACAUCUUCUUCUUUUUAAGAAACUCAAAGACACCAGCUCUGUCGCGGACUCUCAAAGUUUUUGAGGUGAGGCAGUAUUUGUCAUUUUAUAUGUGGAACUCUGUAUUUGAGAACAACAGCAUAAGUUGAGACGAAAAAGUGAGAUCUAGUUGAGGCUUUGUGUUUUCAAAAGUUCUCAAGUGUUUUUUUAUUAUUAAUAUUAUUAUUAUUUGUGGUUAAAUUGAUGGUUGCACCAUGACAAUAUUUGAAUGAAAUUAGAUCUUUCAGGGGUUGAUGUCACUGUUAGGAAUUAUGUCUUUUAACCUGUGCGUAAUGUGCUCACAGAUGUACUGUGAUGAAUAACUGUACUCUUAAUUUACUUCUUCCAUGAUAAUUCAUAAAUUCUCCAGUGACGAAUGCUCAAGAUUUACACAGAGAUGACAAGAGUCCUCCAAAAAAAAUAAAAUAAAAUAAACAGAGUUUUAUAAAAUAAGCCUGCUUGGAUGCUCAUAAAAACACAUUACAAUGGGAAUUUUAUCUGCUUGGCGUUAUCUUCAAUGACAGAAAACAACUCUUAAGUGAUCCAGUCACUUUUAAUUGACUGAUCUGUCAGAAUAAAAAAACUGAAGGACAUAGCCUCUUUGAUAGGGCACUGUCAAUAUUGAAAGGCAAAAAGAAAAUGAUAAAACAACAUUUGUAUUUUAACCUAUGGUUUUAAAGGACUGUGAGCAUGUUUUAUUCUAAAUAGAUGGCUUAAAAUAAUGUGCAUUUUUAAUAACUCUGAAAUGUAAUUUGGAGGAGAAAACGGUUCCUUGUGUUAAAUAAAUGUUAAAGGGACUUUUCUUUUAAAGAUCAAAUACUGAGCGUUGAGCUUCCCUCCUGCGCUUUGUCACCCUUCAGUGUUUGCCAAUACUGCUGAAGCCACAUUCAAGUGUUUGCUGACUGUAUUUCAGACAUUUGAAGCCAAAAUCCAUCAUUUGGAGACACGACCACGCCGGAAGCUCAAGGAUAACCUGGAAGGUCUGGAGUACUUUGUCCGCUGUGAGGUUCAUAUCUCAGACGUCAGCACUCUUGUCAGCUCCAUCAAGAGGAACGCAGAGGAUGUGAAAACCUCCAAAGAAGUCAAAUGUAAUGCCCUUUACCUCUUCAAUUUUUUUUUAACAUUGUCAAUAGCCUUUGCAGGACUGAUGCCAAUUUACUUCUUUGUCUUUUCAGUUCACUGGUUCCCAAAGAAAAUAGCAGACUUGGACAAAUGUCAUCAUCUGGUUACAAAAUUUGAUCCAGACCUGGAUCAAGACCAUCCUGUGAGUAUCAACUUUUAAGCAUCAAUAGAAGCGGAAACAGUUCUUAGUGCCAUGUUGUUUGAACUAUAAAUCAAGACAGAGAAAACAUAAUCAGAGUGUCAAACCUUACAUUGAACAGGGCUUCACAGACCCUGUUUACAGACAGAGGAGGAAAAUGAUUGGAGACAUCGCCUUCAGAUACAGACAGUGAGAUAUACUCUUUUUUUAUGAAUUCUACUCACAACCACAUCCCCUUUAAAAGCAGACAACUCGAUUAUUCCUGAUACAUCUGUAAAUCUGUCUGUUCUCAGUGGGGAGUCGAUCCCAAGGGUGGAGUACACAGAGGAGGAGAUCGGGACAUGGUAAGAACAGCUGCAUACAUAUUCAAAAUGUUGUUUAAUAUCAAUGAGCUUUUCUAAGCUAAAACAAAACGUACUCAGGAUGAAAACUCUCAAAUGGUAACCUCUUAAACGUCCUGAAGGGAACUUUAACUAGAUUUGAAAAAAUCUCUCAUUUCUGCUGAUGUCUCCCUGUCACCUGCAAUGGUGACUGAGCCUAUCUGUGAGAAGAUAAGCUAUUUCUAAACGGGGAUAAUGGGAAAUCACUGGUCGGGUCAGGACCAUGAACGAAAUGAUUUGCAGCACUCAGACCAGAGACGACACAUGCAUUUUUUCUUUUUAUUUUGCACCGAAAAUGUGCAUAUUACUGUCACUACACAAACAGUGACAACCCCUUGAAGCAGGAGACUCCUGCAGACACUGUGUCAUGCUACAGCUGCAACCAUGGAGUGAGAAGCUCCUCCACACUGGAGACAGACAGGCAGAGCAGCUCUGUGUCACUAACCUCAGUAGUCCUGCUGCUUCACGUCUGUCUCACACUCCCAGACUCGCCUCCCAUUUUGAAAACAUUUUCUGGAGCCCUGACUUGAGAGCCAGAUAAUUGUUUUACAAUACUCGCUAAAACACUACCGCUUUUGUCCAUAGUGGCCGCCAAAAUCGACAGAAAAUGAAAACUCUCUUCAGCUGCUUUAAAUUUCAAGAGCAUCUUUGUGCAUGUUUACUGACUAAUGCCUGAGUUUCAUGUUGCUCCAACAGUGGUGUAUUUGGUGUUUUUGUUUGGUAAAUUUCUUACCGAUCCAGAUGUCACACCUUUUUUUCUGAGCACAAUUUGUCAGUAGGCAACAAAUCCCUGACAUGAAAACUCAGUCAGUCAUUUUCACACAAAAGAAAAGUAAUCAGCCAGUAUCAAAUACUAAGCAUAUUUUGUAUUAUUAUUAAUCUAUAAGUUAUUAUUAUUAUUAUUAUUAUUAUUGUUAUUAUUAUUAUUAUGUUCUUUUUUUUUUGGGGGGGGGGGGGGGGGGGGGCAAUUUUUAACAGAGAAAGUAAAGUCAUGAGGCCUGGGACUGACCAGGCAGAAGGGGUCAGGUUCUCAUACACAGGCAGGCACAGGUGGUUGCACAGCUACAAGAGAUAAUGGCGAUUUAUUUGGUUUCGGAGGUGUGGGUCUGUCCCUAAAUGUACAUGACAGGAACUUCAUUUAAAACCAAAGCUCUUUGAGAAAUGAAAACUCCGACCUAAAUCAGCAUGAUAACAUCCAAUUGCUUUGACAGGCGGGGCGUGUGAGAAAUGUUUUACUGCUGUCAGGCAGAAACCUCUUAUCUUCAAAAUCUCAACAUUUUUAAACCCCCUGUGUUUUUCAAAUGACUAAACAUGCCAUGGAAUUCAACCGCAGGCUUUUUAAAUACUUUUAAUUGGAGAUCCAGUCAGCUAACGCUCAGAUGUAAAUGUUGACUGAUGUACAAAAAAAUAAAAUAGUGAAAUAUGGAGAUACAAGGAUUCUGCCCAACAGUUUUGAUUUAUUAGUUGUGUGUUUUGAUUUUCUAGUUUCUUCUAAAAAUACUGGCUUCACUGCUGGUAGCUGUGGGUUUGUUCAUAUUUCCAUACAGUCCCUUAAGGCACACAUAAAUACCCUUUUAACUUGUUCUGUACCUACUCUUUGUUGUACCUCUUGUUCAUAAAACUAAAUUAAAGUGUAAAUCACUCUGUUGAAAACCCUGUGAAGAUUUUUAGAUAGUUAUAGAAAUCUCUCUGAUCUUCAUGAGCAAACAAGACCAACUAUAUGAAACCACUGGUAGGUGGUAGGUGCUCAUAUUGAUUGACUGUAUGCUGCUGAAACAUCUAUUUUACCUUUACAUUUGACAUUAUUUACUUUUAGCUUUUAACUGAACUAAGAGGAACAGCAGAAAGAUUUCACACUAUAAAAAAAAUAAAACAAUUACUUUAUCUCUCUUAUUUCUUACUAGGAGGGAAGUUUACUCCACCCUGAGGGACUUGUACAUCACUCAUGCCUGUAAUGAAUAUCUAGAGGCCUUCCGUCUGCUGGAAAGGCAUUGCGGGUACAGUCCAGAUAACAUCCCUCAGCUGGAAGACGUGUCACGCUUCCUCAAAGGUAAACGCCUGGAUGAGAAAUAAGGAAAUGCUUGAUAACGAAGCACCCAGAGUCAAUUACAUAUUCAGUUAAUGUCUUUGUCUUUUUGUCUCCCUCCACACACACACACACACACACACACACACACACACACACACACACACACACACACACACACACACACACACUAAACACACAGAACGCACAGGGUUCAUUCUGCGUCCUGUAGCAGGUCUGCUCUCAGCCAGAGAUUUCCUGGCUAGUUUGGCGUUCAGGGUGUUCCAGUGCACCCAGUACAUCCGGCACGCCUCCUCUCCUAUGCACUCUCCAGAGCCGUGAGUAAACUGUGACUCCUUCUGUCAAAUCUUUAUGCUCAUCUUGACAAAACAAGUCCUGGCUUCGUCAAUAACUUGGCAAUAUUUUGAGUUAGUCACAGAUAGUGGCAGAUAGAAAACUGAUAGAAAAUUGACAGAAAAAUCAAGGUAAAUGCAGAUAUUGCUAUUAUGAGAAUCCUGUGUUCAAUCGGUUCACUUUUCAAUGGUAAAAAAAGAGAAAAGUUUGAACAAAUCCCAGUUUUUUUUCCGUCUGUAUUCGCGUAUAAAAACCUGAAUAUGGACGUUAACUUUGGAUCAAAUAAGGCCCCGGUUGAACUUUCGUUUUGUGCCUUUCUUUCCAGAGACUGUGUCCAUGAACUGUUGGGCCACGUCCCUAUGCUAGCAGAUCGCACUUUCGCCCAGUUUUCGCAGGUGAGGCGAGAAGCUAGCAGAUGUACAGGUUAUUAUUCAUAGUGCUGUACUGAUGUGUAGCAUUGUAACAAUAUAUUGAUGUAUUUUUUCUUCAGAACCUUGGACUUGCAUCUCUUGGAGCAUCGGAUGAAGAUAUAGAGAAACUGUCCACAGUAAGACCCUCGUCCUCAAACACCGACAGAAAUGACACACUGUAUGGAAACUAUCCAAGUAGGGUGGGGGAAACAAAUGUAUUCAUCUUUAUAGAUACAUUUACAGGUCUUUUUUACUAUCCUUAUUAGUGAUUGUAAGCAUUUAUGACUUAUGACUUAUGACUGACUAUUAAGAGUACCUUAAUCCAAAAUCUGGGGCAAGAACUCACUCAAGAGCCUCCCCUGCUGGUUAAAAACAAAAAAGCCUUUAAGUCAAAAAGGGAAAACAUUAACAGACCAUCCAACUAUUACGACCACAUUGGUUGGUUUUUCUGUUCUUGAUAAAGUAAAGAAAAAUGUCACAUUUUUACAGACACACAUAUUCACACCUAGAUGGCGGAAUAAGCUAAAGCAACAGACACAACCAAAAAAAACAAAAACAAAAAAUCCCGACAUAAUUUCAUGUGGUCAACAUUGUGAAACAGUUGGUUUGUUUGGGUUCAGUCAGAAAAAAAUACCCCAGGGAUUGGGAAAGAUCAUGUUUUGGGGUUAAAAUAACAUUUGUGGGGUCAGUUAGGUCAUGUACGGGAGUUAUGCUGCUCAUGUGACCUAAAUACUCAACAACAACUUUUGGUUGAAGUCAUGCAUGUUCCUCUCUACCUAUUUUUUCGUGGUACCUUCUCCUAAAGUUGAACAAAUGAUAAAUUGAUUGUCCAACCCCUGGCAGCCUUUGUAUUUUCAGUUAAUCACUCUAUGUUUUUCCCAUCAGCUGUACUGGUUCACAGUGGAGUACGGCUUAUGUAAACAGAACGGGGAGGUGAGGGCCUAUGGUGCUGGACUGCUGUCUUCCUAUGGAGAACUCGUGGUGCGUUUUUGCACGUUUUCUCAAUCUAAUUUCUUGACCAGAAUUAAGAUGAGUCAAAACUAAAACAGUCCUAUAUAUUUUGUUUGAUUUUCCAGCACUCACUUUCUGAUGAACCAGAAACGAGGGAGUUUGAACCAGAGGCUGCUGCAUUGCAGCCCUACCAGGACCAGACCUACCAGCCUGUCUACUUUGUCUCUGAGAGUUUCUCAGAUGCCAAAGAGAAAUUCAGGUAUUGAACCACACAUGCUUUCAUUCUUAUUUGGGUCCCACUCAAACAAAUAGAACUAGAAAAGCACUCGGAGAGCACAGACCUCCGCCAAGCAGCUCAUGUCCCCCCUUAUAUUGUGAUUCAUACCAAAACUUGUACUGUUACGUGUCUUUUAUUAACUUUUAUUUGUGUUUUUAACUUUUAUUUUGCGCACACUUCCUUGUAUCUUCAUUGGUUAUCUUUCAGCAUUGAAAAUUCCAACGACACCCUUAUUUUUGUGUGUUCUGGAUCACAGUAUCCAGAAUUUUGUCUGGAUCAGAAUCAACCAUUGGCACCUCAUAAAACUCAUUGAGAUCCUUUUGUGUCAUUUUUUACUAAAGACUCUGGCCAUUUUUAUAGAGUAAAUGCAAAAAUUCCAAAAUUUGCCUUAUCUCACAAUGAUAAAGAAUCCUUCAAAAAAUUCCUGGAUCCAGAAGGUGAUCCGGAUCACCACCAAAAUUUAAUGGGAUCCUCCUGGGGCUGAGACGCACCUCUGGUGAAAAUUUCAGGUCAAUACGUCUGUAACUUUCUCCGUAAAGUUGCUAACAGACAAACAAACUAACAAACCAACGCUACCAAAAACAUAACCUCCUUGGCGGAGGUAACAAAUACACAGACUACAAAGAGAUGGAGAGGAGAAGAACAAAAAAAGGGGUUAUGCAAGGACAAGGUCAGAAAACAGCCAGCCGGCCCCUGAGGCCACAAUUUUUUGUAGGUCAGCCAUAGCAGCAAGGAGACAGCUGUUACUAAUGUAGUCUUUCUUAACGAGGCAUGACGCUGGAAUUUUAUCUGGCAAACAGAUCAAAAGAUAACUGCAAAACAAGUAGCAUUAGUGAGUAUUUAGGCAUUAAGAAUAAUACAGAACAUUACAUCCCUGCUACUCUGAGGAAAUACUAGAAAAGUGUUCGGAAAAUGUAAAAAAGGACAUAAAGAACUUUUUAGUGUGUGCAUGCAAGGAUGCUGAUAAAGGAAGGGUUUUACGGUCUUAAUGUGCACAUACAGUAUACUGAGAGGCAAAUCAUGAGGAAUAAAUCAAAGAGUCAGCUUUUAUUUAUUUAUUUUUAUUAUUGGCCUAAAAUCACAUUAAAAGUUAGUUGUAUUAUUUAGAGCAGUGGUUCUCAAGUCCAGUCCUCGAGGCCCACUGUCCUGCAUGUUUUGGAUGUUUCCCUGCUCCAACACACCUGAUUCAAAUGAUCAGCUCGUUAUCAAGCUCUGUAAUGGCUUAAUAACAAGCUAAUCAUUUGAAUCAGGUGUGUUGGAGGAGGGAAACAUCCAAAACAUGCAGGACAAUGGGCCUCGAGGACUGGACUUGAGAACUACUGAUUUAGAGAAACUCUUUGACGAUCUACCAUAAGCAAGCACCUCUUUUACACAGACAGACACCUGACGUAGAGCCAGGCGGAGCAAAAUGACUUCUGCUGAGACUAGAUGGAGAGAGAAGCAGAAACAGAGAGAAGGAGAGAGACAAACAGACAGACAGAUUACAACAGAGAGGAUGAGUGUGUAUGUAAUGAUAAUGAUAGUUGUGAUCUAUCUAAUGUCAGUAUUAACAACCGAAAAAAUGAGUAACAUGAGUUUGAUUAAGAAUAAUAAUCCAAGCUGGGAGAGUCAAGCAGGUUUAGUGACAGACUGUCUCCAGAAACAGUUUGUCACAAGGAAGGCAGUCUCAGCCUUUAACAGCAAAACCAGGACUGCUUUAGCCAGUACUAAGUGUAAGUUUUAAUAAAAAGGAGAUGUUUAGGCUUAUCCUCAAAAGUUGUGAGGGUGGGUGUUUGCCUCUCAAAGCUGCCAGAGGGCUCUGAUAAUCUAAAGCUCUCCCAUACAACUUUUGGACACAAAAAAACAAGAAGGCCAGUCUUCUGGGACUAUGAGCUCUCUAAGAUAUGUUAGACCAUUAAGAGCUGUGUGAUUGAUAAUUAUUAUUCAUCUUUUUUUGUAGUGGCAGUGCAAAGAACGUCAUAUAUCUUGAAGACCUCAGCUUUGGUAGAUUUGUUCUAAUGUCUCCUUUUACUUCAUUCAACAAAGUUUUGUGUCUUUGUCAGGGGGUACGUGUCAGGUAUCAAGCGUCCCUUCUCGGUGAAGUUUGAUCCAUACACCAACAGCAUUGAGGUGCUGGACAGUCCACUGAAGAUCCAAGGCUGCUUGGAGAGUGUAAAAGAUGAGCUGAAGAUCCUGACAGACGCUCUCGGUGUUUUGUCAUGAUGAUGCCCUCUGUCUGUGAACACCCCACUGUUUUUUGCUUCCUAUCUGCUGCGCCUACGAUCAGACCAAUGUGUUCCUCUUUUUGUGCUGUUUUCCUUCAUCACGAUGCUGUUCCUGAUCAGUUGUUGCUUGCUGUUGCUGGAUGGUUGGCCAAAAAACCUCAAUGAUGUGGGUUCAGGCAAUGUUUCCAAAGAUGUUUAACACCCAUGAUGGGGUCUCAUUAACAUUUAUGCUUUAAAGCGAUGUGUCGUCUGAGAAAUGUGUGAAAACCUGAACCAAAAGUAAAGAGAACGGUGUUAAUGAAUGUAUUAAAGAAAAAUAAAUGUUUAUAGUUUAAUUAUUGUCAAUUAAAAGAAACCUUAUCAUAAAAUAAAGAAAAAGUGUAUAUUCAAACCAUGUUAUUUUAUUAGGAAAAACUAAUAUUUUUAUUUCACAUAAUUCAGCAUUUGAUCACAGAUUUGCUGAUUUAAAAGGUUUGAUUCUGUCUUUGUCUUACAGUGUAAAUGCAUAAUAACAAACACAUAGUUUUCAUGUGAUGUACUGUUGAUAAUCACCUCAACUAAAAUAAUCUGUCAAAUAAUAAAGAGCUGCAACUGAA